Trichomycterus rosablanca is the source of this 3628-nucleotide messenger RNA. It is a transcript of the gene epha3, whose product is annotated as eph receptor A3. Gene Ontology annotation, molecular function: ATP binding; protein binding; transmembrane-ephrin receptor activity. The coding region runs from base 69 to 3020 and encodes 983 amino acids. The record is from RefSeq and is a predicted model, not a curated record. The transcript has 17 exons. Gene Ontology annotation, cellular component: plasma membrane; dendrite. Lineage: Eukaryota; Metazoa; Chordata; Actinopteri; Siluriformes; Trichomycteridae. Gene Ontology annotation, biological process: axon guidance; protein phosphorylation; ephrin receptor signaling pathway.
CUCAGUGUUGUCGGUGGCAUGCUUCAUGGAGUAGUUAUGUACCUUGCCUUGUCCGUUCAUUUGCCGUCAUGGGUUGCACACGCUUCCUACCGCUUCUGUUGCUUCUUAUAACGCUGGUUUGCUGCGCUCAACCCGCCGUUUAUCCGUCUAAUGAAGUUAACCUGUUGGAUUCCAAAGCAAGCCAAGGGGAGCUGGGAUGGAUUUCAUAUCCACCGCAUGGGUGGGAGGAAAUCAGUGGUGUGGAUGAGCACUACACACCAAUCCGGACCUUCCAGGUGUGCAAUGUGAUGGACUACAGCCAGAACAACUGGCUGAGGACCAACUGGAUUCCUCGCAAGUCUGCACAGAAGAUGUACGUGGAGCUGAAGUUUACACUGAGAGACUGCAACAGUAUCCCUAUGGUGCUGGGGACCUGUAAAGAGACCUUUAACUUACACUACCUGGAAACAGAUGAGGACCAGGGGGACAAGUUCCGUGAGCACCAGUUCUCAAAAAUAGACACUAUUGCAGCCGACGAAAGUUUUACCCAAACGGACCUAGGCGAUCGUAUACUGAAGCUCAACACAGAAGUAAGGGAAGUGAGUCCUAUUACAAAAAAAGGCUUUUACUUGGCCUUUCAGGAUGUAGGGGCAUGUGUGGCACUGGUCUCGGUACGAGUGUACUUUAAGAAAUGCCCUUUUACAGUACGAAACCUUGCUGUGUUCCCUGACACGGUGCCCAUGGACACUCAGUCAUUAGUAGAAGUGAGAGGCUCAUGUGUCAACAAUUCCAAAGAAGAGGAGCUACCAAAAAUGUACUGUAGUACAGAAGGAGAAUGGUUGGUACCUAUUGGGAAAUGCCUGUGUAACGUUGGUUAUGAGGACAGAGGAGUUACCUGCCAAGCUUGCCGGCCUGGCUUCUAUAAGGCCCUGUCUGGGAACAUGAAGUGUUCCAAGUGUCCCCCGCUCAGUUACACCAACCAGGAGGGGGCUGUUCACUGCAGCUGUGAGAAGAACUACUUUCGAGCAGAGGGAGAUCCGGUUUCAAUGGCCUGCACCCGUCCUCCCUCUGCUCCUCGGAACGUGAUCUCCAUCAUCAAUGAGACAUCGGUAAUCCUGGACUGGAGCUGGCCAGAAGACACAGGUGGCCGGAAGGACGUGACAUUUAAUGUAUUGUGCAAACGAUGUUUCAUUGGCUCCAAACAAUGCGAGCCAUGUAGAGGAGCUGUGCGUUUCCUGCCCCGUGCUACAGGCCUUACUAACACCACUGUGACCGUGGCUGACCUUUUGGCACAUACCAACUACACCUUCGAGAUUGAAGCACAAAACAGUGUUUCCUCUUUAGCUCAUAUGCUCAGGCAACAUGCUACUGUCACCAUAACUACAAACCAAGCAGCUCCGUCCUCGGUCACAGUCAUCAGGAAGGACAGAACCUCCCGAAACAGCAUCUCACUAUCAUGGCUGGAGCCAGAGAGCCCCAAUGGUAUCAUCCUGGACUAUGAGGUCAAGUACUAUGAAAAGCAGGAACAGGAGACCAGCUAUACAAUCCUGAGAUCCAAGGGCACCAAUGUGACUCUGAAUGGACUGAAACCAGAUACCAGAUACCUCCUGCAGAUUAGAGCCCGAACUGCUGCGGGAUAUGGUGGAACCAGUCGCAAGUUCGAAUUUGAGACCAGUCCUGACUCUUUCUCAAUAUCCAGUGAGAACAGUCAGGUAGUACUAAUAGCCAUCGCUUGCGCUGUGGCCAUCAUCCUCCUCACCAUUGUGCUCUACAUUGUGAUUAGCAGGUGUUGUUGUGGCUAUAGCAAAUCUAAACAUCCAGACAAGAAGCGACUUCACUUUGGCAAUGGCCACUUGCGUCUGCCUGGAAUCAGGACUUACGUGGACCCCCACACUUACGAAGACCCAAGUCAAGCGGUCCAUGAAUUUGCCAAGGAGUUAGAUGCGUCUUGCAUCGCGAUCGACAAAGUAGUGGGUGCAGGUGAAUUCGGAGAGGUGUGCAGCGGUCGUCUGAAAUUGCCUUCUAAAAAGGAGAUCGGUGUGGCCAUUAAGACACUGAAAGCCGGAUAUACAGAGACGCAGAGGCGAGAUUUCCUAAGUGAGGCCAGCAUAAUGGGACAAUUCGACCACCCAAACAUUAUUAGACUGGAAGGCGUGGUCACACGCAGUAAGCCGGUAAUGAUAGUGACAGAGUACAUGGAGAACGGCUCCUUGGACAGCUUCCUGCGAAAACACGACGCUCAGUUCACAGUCAUUCAGCUGGUGGGAAUGCUGCGUGGGAUAGCAUCAGGUAUGAAAUACCUCUCAGACAUGGGCUAUGUACACAGAGACCUGGCGGCUCGCAACAUCUUGGUUAACAGCAACCUGGUGUGCAAAGUGUCUGACUUUGGCCUGUCCAGAGUUCUAGAGGAUGAUCCCGAGGCCGCAUACACAACCAGGGGUGGCAAGAUCCCAAUCAGAUGGACAGCACCAGAAGCCAUUGCCUAUCGCAAGUUCACCUCAGCGAGUGACGUAUGGAGCUACGGCAUUGUUUUGUGGGAAGUCCUGUCCUACGGAGAAAGACCUUAUUGGGAGAUGUCCAAUCAGGAUGUGAUCAAAGCUGUAGACGAGGGCUACCGUCUUCCCCCACCGAUGGACUGCCCUGCAGCUUUAUACCAGUUAAUGCUUGACUGCUGGCAGAAGGACAGGAACAAUCGGCCCAAGUUUGAGCAGAUUGUCAGCAUCUUGGACAAACUUAUCCGUAACCCUGGAAGUCUGAAAAUCACGGCUAGUGCCUCCAGGCCUGUUAAUCAGCUUCUGGACCGAAACAGCACAGACAUCACAUCGUUCAGCAGUAUGGGUCACUGGCUGGAAAGUGCCAGAACGCUGCCCUGUAAAGAAGCCUUCAGUGGGGUCAGCUACAGCUCCUGUGACACACUACCCAAGACUUCUGCAGAGGAAUUUAAGAAAGUUGGCGUAACAAUCGUUGGACCUCAGAAGAAGAUUGUCAGCAGCAUCAAAGCACUUGAAACACAUACGAAGAACGGCCCGGUUCCUGUCUAAAAACGAACAAAUAUCUAAAUAAAAUCAGGCAUGAGAGAGAAAUUCAAGAGACUGUCGCUGCUUGUGGCUUUAUCAGACAGGAAUUACGUUUUAGAGAAAGUAGAAACUAUAACAUAAGGUUAUCAGGGCAUAGCAGAGCAACGCUCCUGGUGAAAGGAUGCCUUUAUAUGGAUGUGUUGCCUUAUGUAAAAAGAAAGAGAAUGUGCCCUGGAUCGGGGACUCCUGUAAGCUCCCUACUUAUCAUAGGUCUCAGUGACACAGAGUGUCAUAUGAUGAGCAAGAUGGAGCCAUAAUGAGCCUUUGGGAUACCACACAAAAAGCUCUUAUGACAGAAGGGUGAAAAAUGCUUUUAGUAUAAAAAAACAUUGCAAAGUAUCCUCUUUUGUUUAGGGUGGGAGAAAUUAAGUCAAGACCUGUUUCUUCAGCAUGCCUCACUGGUCUUUUGUGGUCAUGUAGGAUUGAGUAUGUCUUAGCUAAAUGGAAGCAGCUGCCAGUAGAGAUGCCUUUAAUUUUAACAUUUCGCAGCAAAAUAAGAGAAACAACAGUGCACUUGGCUGUAAAAGUAGGACUGUCUGAUGAAAGGCAAUUUGAUGUUCUAGCAAUUUCUG